Molecule: messenger RNA, 1114 nt
Organism: Lucilia sericata (common green bottle fly)
Lineage: Eukaryota; Metazoa; Arthropoda; Insecta; Diptera; Calliphoridae
Exons: 9
Coding region: 187-1095 (302 amino acids)
Source: RefSeq, a predicted model, not a curated record
GCUUAAAAUAAAUUAAUUAAAUAUAAAAAAUAGUUAUUAAUAAAUAAUGAUAUUCAGAAAUAAAUUUCCAACUCAGUACAAAUAUUUAUUAAUAUACUUGUGUCUAAAUUUUACAAGCACAAGCUGCAAGACCAUUCAGCAGUGCAAGUACUGGUAACAAUUUUCACCAAAAAAGUACAAAUCGUUAUGGAUCCAGUAACAGGCCAUCGACGAAUAUUGGAUUUGAUGUUCCGAAACAGAGUGGUGUUGUAUUUAACGAUAACUUUACUUAGUAUAGCAGAUGGUAAAACCGCUUUUCAUUUAGGAUUGAAUAAACCACAAUAUGCUCUCCCCUCAACAUCACUUAACAAAUAUGCUGCAUAUAAAGACGCUUCCAAUAAACCCAUUAUUAGUAUUGCCGAGAGUAAAUCAGCUUUACGCUCUGGAUCGCUGUUGACUACACCCACCAAACAACCAGCCUAUAAUCCAUUUUAUAAUGCAAGAAAAAAAAGACAAAUCACCUCGAAUAUUAGUGGUACACUAAUUGAGCAAUCUGCUUAUGAAACUGGAGCUAAAUCUCAAACAUCGUCCGUUAUAGAUAUGGUUUCACAAACCAAACAACCAGCUUAUAAUCCAUAUUAUAACCAUGAAUCGAAUUUUGGAACUAAGAUCGGUUCAAAUAUACAACCGCAUAAAGCUGGCUAUAAUCCAAUUAUCAACCGAACUUCGAUUUUGCCAAACUAUGGCUUCAAUCCUAAAUCGUCAAAUAAUAUUGGACAUUCAGCUGAUGACAAAAACCAAACGUUGAAUCUCGAACAUCAUCACAGAGGCGAUGAUAAUAAUAUACAACGUAAGAAUAAAAGCUUUAAACAAGCGAAAAUUCUACAUUACUCAGGAAAUAGGGCUUUAAGCCAUUCUUCAAAAUUGGGUUUGCUUGGUUACCCGACAUCCACUAUACAUCAACAUAAUCUUUUUAAAACCCAACAAUAUAUCAAUAGGAAACAUAUAAUCGAAAAAUCUAGUUAUGCUAAAAAUCAAAUAAUAAUUAUUGUAGCACUACUUAUAGUUAUAAUAGCGAUCGUUAUCGGUAUUAUAGUUUAUAAAAAAAUGAAAUAAUAUAUGGACUAAAAUAUUU